Molecule: messenger RNA, 1120 nt
Organism: Gryllus bimaculatus (two-spotted cricket)
Lineage: Eukaryota; Metazoa; Arthropoda; Insecta; Orthoptera; Gryllidae
Source: the annotation of a GenBank genome assembly
GUAGUUGGCGUGAUGAAAUGUGGCCUGACAAAUGGACUGCGGUCACUGUUGACGGACUGUUGUCUGCUCAGUUUGAACAGACUCUGUUGGUAACGGAAACAGGCUGUGAUGUGCUGACCAAGCGUCGUGAGAAGAAUGGCCAAUUCCAUUUUAUGGAUCAGCUGAAGUAGCUUGCAUAACUGCCCACCCCAGUGAGUCAAUGCACUUCAGACUCUGCAGUAUCUUCACCUGACAGUCGCCCUGGUUCUUGGCAGAAUCAUUGCUUCAUUUUCUUCUAGUGUGGCAUUAUGACAGCAAUAAGGAGCUCUUGCUAUUGGAAAACAAUCUGUAUAAAUAUUUUUGCAGUCUUAGUUGUGGUGAAAUAUCUGAUUAUAUGUUGAUGAAUUUUGACUUGAUCCUAUGAAUCCACCUUUAUUAUGAAAAUGUUUUAUUCUGUUUAUUGUUGUAUUUGUAAUAGUGCAGCAUGUUUAUAAAAGAAACAAGUCGACUUGAACAUUUCUUUUUCUCUAUCUCCUUUUCCUCUCAUGAAGGUGAAGUACCAUAUUCUGAAUCAGAAUGCUGACAAAGCUAGGCGUUUUGGAAAACCCAGAGAAGUCGAGGAAUUAAAAAUUACUGGAAGACUUGAACACAAAUAGUGUUUUUUGAAAUUUCUUUCUCUACUUUGAUAUGUUACCACAACAGGUUUUUCUGGAAUUAUCACAUCUGGUUUGUUGGUUUCAAGCUCUAUUAUGAUAUGAGAAAUUGCAUAGGAUAUUGGUCAAUAUUUGCAAUGCUUUCUCUUCUAUUUUAUUCCGUGUAUAUGGUUGGCAAGACACAUGUGCUGUCAUCUCCUCUUGAUAUUAAGUUUUGAAUAGAAAACUAAAGGAAAUUGUGAUCUAUUUGGCCAAUUUUUUUUUUUUGUGACUUGCACAUUUUGUGAUGUAGAUUGAUUAAAGUGGCCACCUCCAAUAAUCACCAUUUUUUUGUGGAACCAUAUGAUUUUUCCAUAAGACAUGUAAAUAUUUCCUCUUUUCAGUGGUGAAUGGUCAGGCAUGUGCCAUAGAUCGAUUAGUUAUUUUGUCUUUUAUUAUGGUGUAAUCGUAGAUUCAAGUAAUAAAAUGUUACCAACAUGAGACUGACA